AGCCCUGCACCCAAAGCCAAACAGCAGCUGGUGAUCUUAUUGACAACGAUUGUGACAGAAAAAUUGAUGAGGAGAUAGACGAUAAAAUAGGUAAGCAUUGUCAAUCAAGGACGACGAAAUAGUUUUUCGGCACAGUUAUUCGAAAUAGUUCUCAAGAAUAUAUAUAUAUACAUAUAGAUUUUUCACGGAUAGGUUUAUGACAGAGGAUGACAGAAGUAAGUAAGUUUCAUGACAAACUAUUGUGAAAAAAGCAUCGACGACGAGGUGUGAAAGGAAGUAUGGGUUACUUAGGUGAUUGGUAAAAAUGUAAAAAAUUAUGGCAAAAUAUAUAUAUUUUUUGACAUUGAAAAUACAAUGUUAGUAAGAAUGAUUGCCAACGAAACCCGACGGAUGAAUGAAUUAAGAUGAAAAUAAGAAAAUUGUUAUGAAUAAAUUAGGACUGACCCGAUACUUAAACGAACCCAGAUCUGACACAUUUUUGCAUGUCUUCUAACAGAGCCGUCCUUAAGAUUUUGGGGGCCCUGGUCAUGGGGCGUAGUAGGGGGCAAAGGAAAAUAAGGGGGGGUGGGUCUGGGGGUGGAGCUGAGGAGCAGAGAGGGAAACAGUGACGAAGGCAGAAUGGAGGGGCCGCAGUGGUAGGUGGGGGGCCCCAGUGGGCUGGUCCUGAUCAUUCAUCUCACCAGCGUGUGACCACUCGCCCUAGUGAUCAUUCCGACCACUAGAGGAAAUGAGAGCCUUUUGAAAUAUAUGAAUUUGCACGUUGUAAGCUUAAAAAAAAGGCACCAGGUGGGGCCUCCUUGGCAGUGGGGCCCUAGGCGGUCGCCUAGUUUGCCAAUGCCUAAGUCCUAAGAACGGCCCUGCUUCUAAGUUUUUCUGUUUAAAAAGGAACAUCUACCAUUAACCACCCUCUUAAAUCCAACAUAUGUAAAACAUAUGUGUCUUCUACUCCGCUACAGAUAAUGACAAGGACGGUUUAGUGGAUGAGGAUCUGGGGAAGCCACCGCGGCGUAAGUAGCCAUGGCCGGUUGUUACCUUGAUGAUGUGUUACAUGAGACUUGUUACCUUUAUGAUGUGUUACAUGAGACUUGUUACCUUUAUGAUGUGUAACAUGAGACUUGUUACCUUGAUGAUGUGCAACAUGGGUCCUGUUACCUUUAUGAUGUGUAACAUGGGGCCUGUUACCUUUAUGAGGUGCAACAUUGGGGAUUGUUACCUUUAUGUUAUGUAAUAUGGUGAUGAUACCUUUAUGAUAUGUAAACACCAAUCUUGCUACUUUUAUGAUAUGUUGCAAAAUGUUUGUACCUUACACUUAGUAACAUGCUGCUUGUAAAUCUUAGGAUAUAGAAAAGUACUUUUUACCUCUAUAAUAUAUAUGGAGUAUUGAAAAAAAAAGAAAAAAAUAAUACUAAUAAAGAUUAUUUGAAAAUCACGCUUCAUCCCCAAAGGCUCGAAGCGCGGUACAUACCACAUUGAAGUACAAAAUGCAACAUUACAAAAAAAUACAUACGAGAAUACCCAUUCUAAGUCUUUCAUACCUUGCAACCAUAAACAACACAGGCCAAUAUACGUCUACAAGAUAAUAGCUAGAUAGACAACAUCACCCCAGCAGGUGUUUGCGAAAUAGAUAAGUUUUCAAAUCAGUUAGGAAAGACUCCAGUGUCUGGCUAUUGCUGAGAGCGACAGGAAGCAUGUUCCAAAUUGUUUGGCCAGCAAAUGCAAAAGUGCGCUCUUUGUAAGUCUCAAGGCGAGCACGUGGUAUCGAGAGUUUGCCACUAUCAAAUGCUAUCUUUAUAAUUGUAACAUGGUCCUUUUUAUAGUUAUUGUAUGAAAAGUGUCCUUGUUUGCUUAUAUAUAUAUAUAUAUAUAUUAUCAUGAAAUCAACUCAAGGAAGUUAUAACGUUUUAAUUACAAAACACUGUACAUAACAAUAUCCCAAAUCAUAAAUUCUAAAUCUAAAAUGCUGUGUUCAAUGGGAGCGAAAAAUAAAAUUCCCAGAAGUUAGCACUAAAUUGCGAUUCUUAUAAAGUGGGUUGCCUGAAAACAAGUUUUGUCAAGCAACCUUUAGUAAAUGCGAAGUUUACACAUCGCCGCCGCCAUUUCCUUGGCGGGUUAUUUGUAGUGUAAAAUGAUGCUUGGUUGUCUUUGUAUUACGCUAUUAGGUUUAGGACACUCUUUUCGUUCUGUACACAUUUAUUUAUAUGGAUUUCAUACCAGAAAACGGCAACUGGGGACAAUGGUCGCAAUGGAGCUGUAGUCGCAACUGUUUAGAUACGAGGCUCUUUAGGUCAAGGUAUGUCUGUAUGUUUAAUACACAUAAUGAAUAGACUAAAAUAACUAAAAAUGUAUAGCUGCAUAUAGCUGCAUGAAUAUAACGCUUACCGAAGACAUAUGAAACCAUUUCCAAACACGCCAAGAAGUAUUCCGGACACAAAGCUGUGAAUUUGUGAAGUGUUUAUAUUCAGUUCCUUUUUUAAAAAAAUGGAUAAACAAUAAUUAUUUUUUUAGAUGCUUUCUUGCCUGACACUAUUUUUCUGGAGACCAAGGCUCAGAAAAGUACGUGUUCAAAUGACUCCCUUAAAACGCGUUUUCCAUUUUAAAAAAUUUUACACUAUAUCUUCUGACUGAACUUUUCUCCAGGAAGUGUGACGACCCAGCUCCAGUGAACGAAGGACUGCAUUGCAAGUCCGUCAGUGAGGAG
This is a messenger RNA of Lymnaea stagnalis (great pond snail), 2698 nucleotides long. The record is from the annotation of a GenBank genome assembly. NCBI's taxonomy places the organism in Eukaryota, Metazoa, Mollusca, Gastropoda, Lymnaeidae.